GCAGCCCAGACCCAACGACCCAGAGAGCAGCUCCGCGGUGCAGGUGGCGAGCAUCGCCAUGCCCCGCCUCCUCGCCUUCGCCCGCCGCCGCCUGCAGCGCUUCACCGAGGACUGCCUGGUGCGCGGGGCGGGCAGCAUGGCAGCAGCGCGCAGGAGGGAGGUGAGGGUCAUCCUGGCAGGUCUCACAGCCAUCUCGCUACACCCCGCUGUCGCCGCGCCCCUCUCGCACCUCCUCCCCGCCAUGCUCCGCUGCACCCCUCCUCCU
Molecule: messenger RNA, 265 nt
Organism: Closterium sp. Naga37s-1
Lineage: Eukaryota; Viridiplantae; Streptophyta; Zygnematophyceae; Desmidiales; Closteriaceae
Source: the annotation of a GenBank genome assembly